Molecule: messenger RNA, 1206 nt
Organism: Cotesia congregata
Lineage: Eukaryota; Metazoa; Arthropoda; Insecta; Hymenoptera; Braconidae
Source: the annotation of a GenBank genome assembly
AUGGAAUUAGCUUUAUCUGGAUUAACUCUAUUGUAUGUUAAUAUAAGACGGUUUGAUUACGCGGAGUUUGUAAAUGGUGCGAUGAAAGUAUUCAUAAAAUCAUUUGUAUUUAUCGUAUCAUGUGCAGUGACGCCUUUUUUAAAAUUAGCAGCUUUUAAAAAAAUAAAUCGCUGCCCAGCUAUUUCUAAUAAAUUAUUAUUUAUUCCUGCUAAUGAAUUAGCAAGAAGAAUACGCAGAAAAGAGAUAACCAGUGAAGAAAUAGUAAGAGCGUACAUAGAACGAUGUCUAGAAGUAAAUCCAGUGCUAAAUGCUAUAGUGGAAAAUCGGUUCGAAGCUGCAAUCAAGGAAGCACGUGAAGUCGAUCUGCUUGUGAAAUCCGGGACCAGGUCUGAAGAACUACUGGCUCGAGAUACUCCACUUCUUGGUAUUCCCGUCACUGUUAAAGAAAGUAUCGCUGUUGAAGGAAUGAGUCAUGCUGCUGGACGUGAAACGAAGGAACCAGCAAUCGCACUAUGUGACGCGGACGCAGUCCAACGUGUCAGAAGAGCCGGUGGUAUAAUUAUCCUUGUUAGUAAUACCCCAGAGAUGUGCAUGUGUUGGGAGACUUAUAACAACGUGACCGGCACAACAUUGAAUCCAUAUGAUACACGGAGAACAUCUGGUGGUUCUUCUGGAGGGGAGGUUAAUAUCAAGGAUAUUAAUUUCUACUACUUUGAAGAAAUACCAUCAUUUCUUACUCACAAAAUAAAUUCUGAAAUAAUAACCGGUAUUCACAAGUUUAUUCAACAUUUGGAAAGCUCUCAAGGAAUUAAAACUCACAAGGCUGAUAUACCGGAUCUUAAGUAUGCUUUUGAAGCAUCAUCAACUAUGCUUCUUAAACUGGAAGGUGUUGAUACUGUUUUCGAUGAAGAAACAAACGCUCCUUUAGAUAUUCUUGGUGAUAAUGGCGUUAUAAUAUGCCCGACAUUUAUUGAUGGGCCUCAUUAUCCUUAUGAAAUUUAUCCAAGAGUUUGUAAUGUUACUUAUAUGAUGAUCUUCAAUGCAAUCGGCCUUCCUGUAACUCAAUGUCCUGUUGGGCUUAAUAAAAAUGGUCUUCCUAUUGGAUUUCAGGUUGUUGGAAAUAUAGGACAAGAUCAUUUGACAAUCGCCGUAGCGCGAGAAGUCGAACGAAUUUUUGGCGGCUGGAAACCACCACCAAGUUGUUAA